This is a messenger RNA of Sorex fumeus (smoky shrew), 4566 nucleotides long. RefSeq names its product solute carrier family 9 member A6 (gene SLC9A6). The record is from RefSeq and is a predicted model, not a curated record. The transcript is spliced from 16 exons. Gene Ontology annotation, cellular component: recycling endosome; membrane. Gene Ontology annotation, molecular function: sodium:proton antiporter activity. NCBI's taxonomy places the organism in Eukaryota, Metazoa, Chordata, Mammalia, Eulipotyphla, Soricidae. The coding region runs from base 59 to 2179 and encodes 706 amino acids. Gene Ontology annotation, biological process: proton transmembrane transport; regulation of pH; sodium ion transport.
AGUGGUGCGACCGCGGGCGGCUGCGGCGGAGACGGGGCCCGGGGGGCCCGGGGGAGUCAUGGCUCGUCGCGGCUGGUCGCUGGUGCCCCCUCGCCGUGGCGGCAGCGGCGGCGGCGGCGGCGGCCCCCAGGCCCGGCCGCUCGUGCUGCGGCCGCUCUGGCUGCUCCUGGCCGUGGGCUUCUGCGGCUGGGUGCGGGCGGCGGACGGCGCCGGCGAAGCCGCGCGCGUCGUGGACGAAGAGAUCGUGUCGGAGAAACAAGCCGAGGAGAGUCACCGGCAGGACAGCGCCAACCUGCUCAUCUUCAUCCUGCUGCUCACCCUCACCAUCCUCACCAUCUGGCUCUUCAAGCACCGCCGGGCCCGCUUCCUGCACGAGACCGGCCUGGCUAUGAUUUAUGGUCUGUUGGUGGGCCUCGUGCUUCGGUAUGGCAUUCACGUUCCAAGUGAUGUAAACAACGUGCCCCUGAACUGUGACAUCCAGUCAAGCCCAACUACCUUACUGGUGAACGUUAGCGGAAAAUUUUAUGAGUAUACGCUGAAAGGAGAGAUUAGUUCACACGAGCUCAAUAAUGUUCAGGAUAAUGAAAUGCUCCGAAAGGUCACUUUUGAUCCUGAAGUAUUUUUCAACAUAUUACUUCCUCCUAUCAUAUUUUAUGCAGGAUACAGUCUGAAAAGGAGACAUUUCUUUCGAAACCUUGGGUCUAUCCUAGCAUACGCUUUUCUUGGAACGGCAAUUUCUUGUUUUGUAAUUGGGUCAAUAAUGUAUGGCUGUGUGACACUGAUGGAUGUAACCGGACAACUCGCUGGAGAUUUUUACUUUACAGAUUGUCUGCUCUUUGGUGCCAUUGUCUCUGCCACUGACCCAGUGACUGUUCUUGCCAUAUUCCACGAGCUCCAAGUUGAUGUUGAACUCUACGCACUUCUUUUUGGUGAAAGUGUCCUCAAUGAUGCUGUUGCCAUAGUACUGUCAUCUUCCAUAGUGGCGUACCAGCCAGCAGGAGACAACAGCCACACCUUUGAUGUCACAGCCAUGUUCAAGUCUAUUGGCAUUUUCCUCGGGAUCUUCAGUGGAUCUUUCGCCAUGGGUGCUGCUACUGGAGUGGUGACUGCUUUAGUGACCAAGUUCACCAAGUUGCGUGAGUUCCAGCUGUUGGAGACCGGCCUGUUCUUCUUGAUGUCCUGGAGUACCUUCCUCCUGGCCGAGGCCUGGGGCUUCACGGGUGUGGUUGCAGUGUUGUUCUGUGGCAUCACUCAGGCCCAUUACACAUACAAUAAUUUGUCUACGGAGUCUCAGCAUAGAACUAAACAGUUGUUCGAGCUUCUCAAUUUCCUGGCAGAGAAUUUUAUCUUCUCCUACAUGGGCCUGACGCUGUUCACCUUCCAAAACCACGUCUUUAAUCCAACAUUUGUAGUAGGAGCUUUUGUUGCUAUUUUCUUGGGAAGAGCUGCCAAUAUUUAUCCCUUGUCCCUGUUACUCAAUUUGGGUAGGAAAAGUAAGAUUGGAUCAAAUUUUCAGCAUAUGAUGAUGUUUGCAGGCCUUCGUGGGGCGAUGGCAUUUGCCUUGGCCAUUCGAGACACCGCCACUUACGCACGGCAAAUGAUGUUCAGCACCACGCUCCUGAUUGUGUUUUUCACUGUUUGGGUCUUCGGUGGGGGCACUACUGCCAUGCUCUCCUGCUUGCAUAUAAGGGUUGGUGUUGACUCUGACCAAGAACAUUUGGGUAUUCCUGAAAGUGAACGGAGAAAUACCAAAACGGAGAGUGCAUGGCUUUUCCGGAUAUGGUACAACUUUGACCAUAAUUAUCUGAAGCCUUUGCUGACACACAGCGGACCACCACUCACAACAACACUCCCUGCCUGCUGCGGCCCCAUCGCCAGGUGCCUCACUAGUCCCCAGGCUUACGAGAACCAGGAACAACUGAAAGACGAUGACUCGGAUCUCAUUCUCAACGAUGGUGACAUUAGUCUCACGUACGGAGACUCUACUGUGAACACAGACCCAGCAACAUCCAGCGCCCCUAGGAGAUUUUUGGGCAACAGUUCUGAAGAUGCUUUGGAUCGGGAGCUCACUUUCGGGGACCAUGAACUGGUCAUUCGGGGAACACGCCUAGUUCUUCCUAUGGAUGAUUCUGAACCCCCGUUGAAUUUAUUAGAUAAUACAAGACACAGUCCAGCCUAAGCUUAUUAACGCACACUUUAGUGAUUUGUAAACUUUGCACAUGUGAUUGUGAAGAAAUUUGUACUACCUAACAAGUCCCAGUGCAUGUCUCUGAAUGUUAAAGCUAUAUACAUGCUCUUUAUGUGGCAUUGGAAGAAUAUUAAUAUCCUGUACAAGGCAGAUUGUGAGCAACUCUCCUUUCAUGUUUGACUGGCUGCACUAUGUAGAUGGGAUCUGUUUUAGAAAGUUCUUUUCAGAGUGAUGUUGUGUGUUCUGUUAACUUUAUGUCUCAGUUAAAAUAUAAAAAAAAAUCACAGCAAACUUAAUCUUUCUUAUAUUUACUGACACUUAACCAGAGUACCAAGUCCUUGUGAUGUGAUUUUUUUUGUCCUGUGGGAGGAGAGGGAGAGAAAGGAAGGAAUGUAAUUUCUGCGGGAGCCCAGGGAGGAGAGAGAGGUUCCUUUACUGGGAAACUUAGGUUGAUUGCUGCUGCCUUUUGUUGUCGUGACCUUUUUCUUUGCUUUAUCUCUGGUGGCCUGUGGUGGCACCGAGGCUCAUGGCAUUCCGAUCUUGCCACAUUCAGAUUGAGGGGUGGAGUGGCACCACGGCCUCCCCCCCCACCCCACCCCACUUUAUAGGCACAGGCAGAUUGGUUGACUCCAGCAUGCUGCUGUUUGGAAAGGAAGGCUGCAAAUGACUUCCAAGACAACUAGGAGUCACAGCCUGUAAGCUAAGCCAAAGGACAGGCCCGUAGGGUUCAAGACACUUGAUUUCCAUUUGGAGAGACUGGGGCGGGCAAGUUGGAAAGAGAAUGGUGAUGUCAGAGAACUCCCUUCCCAACUCUGUAAAUACUCCACAGCAGAUAGGUUUGAAGAAAGAGAUGCAAUUGCUGCUUCCAUUUGAUUUUUGUACUUUAUCUGUAUAGCAAGCUUUGUGGUCUUAGGUUUUUAUAUCAACUUAAAUCGCUGCUCUUCAGCAGCCAAACAGGAGCAAAAUGGAAAAAUUUUGAACUUACUGUGUCUAAUGUCAAUUUGUUAGUCUGUAGCUGAUAUUCAAAGUUAAUUUAUGAGAUUCAUUGCCCCACACUACACCAGUCAAGAGAAACGGUGCUCUGCACAAUUGUUGUAAAGGCACUGGUUUCCCUGAGUAUAUUGGGUGCAGUCGUCUUGGUCUUCAUGUUGCUUUUUAAAAAAUACUGAAUAGCUAAGCUGCCAUGUGAUUGGGUGGUUGUUGUUUUUUACAGUUUUCAAGGAAGAGUACAUAACAGCUUACCAUUUCAUAUUUCAUAUUCAGGGUAUGAAAGUGGGUUCUGUUUUGUAACGCUGAAAAUACUCAAAGGUUUGAAAGGGGGAGACUUUUUAAUGUUGAUGCUGGUGUGAUGAUAUUUCAAAAGAAAAAAUGGAAACUUCAGUGGGUUUCUCCCCCACCCUUCAGGUCUGAGAUAGCAUUGCCUUAAAUCUUAAUCCAAUUCGAAAUGGAUAUAUUUCUAUGAUGUGCAAAUUUUCCCAUGAAAAAUACCUUUCCAAACAAAUGAUGUACUGAUUCUCCCCCGAGGAAUUUGUGCUGUUGCAAACACUCCUUGAGAUUCUAAGGGGCCUCUGUUGUUAAUACCCAUGAGUGGCAGCUCUAACUGUUGACAUAGCCAUUUGUUAUGUAGAGGUAGCAACUUUCCUGCCAUGCAGGAACCCGGUGAGGUGUGCAUUUUAUAUGCUUAUGUGCCUCUUCACGCAGUCAAUAAGUUCUUGUUAAUGUCUGUCUGAGGUGUUUUGAACUUCAGUGUCAUUUACCCACCAAGUUAUUUCCAGUUGUAAAAGAUCAUACAGAAAAUUAACAACUACAUUUUUUUAAUCUGUCAGGUGACUGCACUCACUUGAUGAAAACGGCUGUAAAUAUUUCGCAUGACCAAUUCAGUAACUCUGUUUCAGCAUGCAUGAGACUUUUUUUUUCUGUAGGAAAACUGAUCAAGCUUGAGUCAACUAAAUCUGCCUUCGUACUCUAUCAAAGGGAAACCAAGCCUGCCGUGCUUACAUCAGCAUCUGGAAGAUUCUCCUCCCCUCUAAUGUGUGUGCACAUCUCCAAAGUGAAUAAAACAAUGAGUUCCGUUCAUAAAUCCACCGGUGUAGACACCUGAAUGAGCCUGGCUAAAGUAGAACUCCUCUCGAACUUGUUUUCCUGUUGUUUGUGAACCCCGUAUGUUUGAGUGACUUGUCAUCUUUUUAAGUUAUUUUUUAAGGUUUCUUGGCAUUUUUUCCUAGUUGCCCGUGUUUGGCAGUGUGCUGUUAAAAUAAUAGACUUUUACUCUUUAUGUAUUUUUUUUUGUUUUCCCUUGGAGUACUUGGACAGAUGUUCUAGUGGUUUCUUUUAGGAAAAUCUAUCAUUAAAAAAAUUAUAGCCUUGCAUAUAACCAC